This is a messenger RNA of Trichoplusia ni (cabbage looper), 905 nucleotides long. RefSeq names its product trypsin, alkaline C-like. The transcript has 4 exons. Lineage: Eukaryota; Metazoa; Arthropoda; Insecta; Lepidoptera; Noctuidae. The record is from RefSeq and is a predicted model, not a curated record. Gene Ontology annotation, biological process: proteolysis. The coding region runs from base 61 to 840 and encodes 259 amino acids. Gene Ontology annotation, molecular function: serine-type endopeptidase activity.
AUUAUAAAUAUGGCUGUUUGUGCUGAAAUUGUCAUUUCGGUUAGUUUGUAAUUGGACAAAAUGGCGAAACUUGUUUGCAUCACUUUCUUGGUUGCAGCCGCGGUCUGCUCUAUCAACGCCGGCCGUAUCGUCGGUGGUCAGGUCACCAACAUUGAGGAAUACCCCAGCAUCGUGCAGGUGGAAUCCCGUACUGGUAUCCUCUGGAACCAGGUCUGUGCUGCCAACAUCCUGAACUCCAGACACGUGUUGUCUGCCGCACAUUGCUUCACCGGACUUUUCUUCAACCGCCGCAACCGUCGUAUCCGCGCCGGUACCACGAGACGCGGUUCUGGUGGUGUCGUCAUCACCCUCGCUCGCAUCACCAACCACCCCAGCUACGGAUCCAACGGCCAAGACGGAGACAUCAGCGUGAUCCGCCUCGACAACGCCCUGGUGUACGGACCUGCCAUCCAAGCUGGUGCCAUCGUCAGCCAGGGCUUCCAGAUGUUUGACAACCUGCCUGUUAUCCACGCCGGAUGGGGUGCAGUUUCCAGCGGAGGCCUUUCAUCAUCACAGCUUCGUGAUGUGCAAAUCUUCACCAUCAACCGUCAGCUGUGCAGACAGCGUUACGCCAGUCUCUCACGACCCCAGACCAUUAGCGACAACAUGAUCUGCGCUGGUAUCCUGGACGUCGGUGGCAAGGACGCCUGUCAGGGAGACUCUGGAGGUCCUCUAUACUACGGAGACAUCCUCAUUGGCAUCGUGUCUUUCGGCCAGUCCUGCGCCGACCCUCGCUUCCCUGGAGUCAAUACUGCUGUCUCCUCUUACACAAACUGGAUUGUUGAUACUGUUUCGGCGUAAAUUGAUUCUGUUUUAAGUUAUUUUUAUUUAUUUUUUGUUAUAAAUUCGUUAUAAAUCGGUUUUGA